AUGAUUGCAACUUUGCCUAGUAGUGUUCGGCAUAUUCAAGAACGAUUACUUGAGUUGGAAACUAAACUCCCAGCUUUGGCUACGUAUGAAGCUGAAGGAAAACAGCCAGACAACUCUUACACUUUACCCUUGGCGCAACAAGCAUUUAAUCGUCUCGGGAGUGACAGUUCCAUUAGUGACAAAUUACGAUGGUUGGCGCCUCAUCUUCUCGAGGCUCUUGGCCAUGGUUCUUCCGAGAAUCAGGGAUCACUAUCACCAUCCUGGAGAAUGAUUCCUCGGCCUCAGCCCGUUCCAAAUGACAAUCAUGAGUCACCAAUCAGUACUCUGCGAUUGGAUGGCAUUGAAGACUACUUAUUCGACGGCCAUGGUGACUCUGAUCUGAACCCCGAAUCUUUUGAAAUGUCUGGCAUGACCGGCGAUAUGGGACUUGGAAACAUAGACGACUUCCUCGACCUCCAGAAUUGGCUAUAG
Messenger RNA from Penicillium angulare, 471 nucleotides. RefSeq lists its product as uncharacterized. The transcript has a single exon. Bases 1 to 471 code for a protein of 156 amino acids. The record is from RefSeq and is a predicted model, not a curated record. NCBI's taxonomy places the organism in Eukaryota, Fungi, Ascomycota, Eurotiomycetes, Eurotiales, Aspergillaceae.